Pestalotiopsis fici W106-1 is the source of this 1242-nucleotide messenger RNA. RefSeq lists its product as uncharacterized. NCBI's taxonomy places the organism in Eukaryota, Fungi, Ascomycota, Sordariomycetes, Amphisphaeriales, Sporocadaceae. The record is from RefSeq and is a predicted model, not a curated record. Bases 1 to 1242 code for a protein of 413 amino acids. The transcript has 2 exons.
AUGGUGAGCCAUUUCCCGGGCGUCGCCGGCGCCUCGUCACGGGCAGCGCUGCUGGGAGGUGCAUGCCUCGUCACUGCAGCAGCAGCUGCAGCGCUCUGGCCGCUGGUCAGGACGGCCACGGGAGGCAGGGAGAACCUGCCCGUUACCUCUCCGCGCCGCAAGGUUCUGGAUUCUCUAUCGGAGGAGCAAAUCACGAGCCUUCCCUAUCCGCCAGAUAUUUUGCCGGGCGGGAGAGACGUCGCGACUCCGUAUGGCUCGAUCCGUGUGUUUGAGUGGGGUCCCGAGGAUGGAGACAAGAUGCUCUUCCUUCACGGCAUCAGCACGCCCACCAUUUCGCAGGGAGACCUCGCGCACGAAAUGGUGGCAAAGGGGUAUCGAGUCAUGUUAUUUGAUCUCUUUGGGCGCGGUUAUUCUGAUGCUCCUGCCGACGUGCCCUACGAUGCCCGACUCUACACGACGCAGAUUCUGCUCGUGCUGGCCUCUUCAUCGUUGGCAUGGUCUUGUUUCCAUCUCGUGGGAUACUCCCUUGGAGGUGGCCUGGCCGUCUCCUUUGCACGGUACUUUCCACAUCGACUGAAAUCGCUGACUCUGGUCGCGGGCGGCGGUUUGGUCCGUCGAUACCAUGUAGGCUGGCAAAGCUGGUUCCUGUAUAACUCGGGACUCCUUCCUGAAUCGCUGGUCCGCCGGCUCGUCAAGCGUCGCAUCAGACCGUCCGCCGAACCGCCAAAAGCCGCGGGCGGGGCGGACCUCGUCGCGGCGGAGAGCCACAGCCAGGGUGGUCAGCAUCGGCGAACCGGCGGAAACAGUGAUGCAAACGGCGGGCCGGGGUUCGAUAGCGCCUCCAUCUCACGAAGACGACCCCACGUGAGUGUGUCCAGCGUCGUAGCGUGGCAGGUUGAUCACCACCCAGGUUUCGUCACGGCAUUUCUAAGCACUAUCCGGAAUGCGCCCAUAUACGAGGCCUACGAGGACUGGAAGGCCUUGGGGCCUAUACUCGCGGAGAGAAGACAAGUGGACACUAGCAUUAAGCCGUCUGGGUUAUCUAAUGGCCAGGUAUUACUGGUGCUCGGCAAAACUGAUCCGGUAGUGGUGCCCUCGGAAACAAUAGAAGACGCGGAACGAAUCCUGGGUAAAGAAGGCGUACAUUCGGUAGUAUUAGAAGCUGGCCAUGAACUGCCCAUCUCGUUGAGUCAGGAGGUGGGUGACUGCAUAGACACAUUUGUACGAAGACAAAUUCCCUAG